GAAUAUCGCGGCUGGAGCGCUGGAGUUACUCGAGCACUCAGCGGCUACAGUCAUGGCUGAGCGCCGCGCCUUUGCCCAGAAAAUCAGCAGGACUGUAGCGGCUGAGGUCAGGAAGCAGAUUGCUGGUCAGUACGGAGGCUCACCUCAGCUUCUCAAAAACCUCAGUGUGGGUGGGAAUGCAACUAGCAAUGCUAUUCCUCUUACAGAGGCUGUAGAGCCAGUGGAUUUUGAAGAGUAUUUGAUCACACACCCUCCCCUUAUAGAGUCAGGACCUCUGAGAGAUCUGAUUGAGUUUCCUCCAGAUGACAUUGAAGUGCUUUACACACCAAGAGAGUGCCGUACUCUUGGCCAGGCUGUGCCUGAGGAGGGUGAGAAUGAUCCACAUGUCAGAGACUGCGUCCGGUCUUACACCGAGGACUGGGCCGUUGUUAACCGCAAGUACCACAAGUUGGGCACCGCAUUCAAUCCCAACACUUUGGAUAAGCAGAAGGAGAGGCAGAGAGGUUUACCCAAGCAGGUUUUUGAGUCUGAUGAGUUGCCAGAUCACAGCAGCUAUCAGGAUGAUCAGGAUGAUCUGAAGCGAAGGUCCAUGUCAAUAGAUGACACUCCACGUGGCAGCUGGGCUUGCAGUAUAUUUGACCUGAAGAACUCUCAGCCUGAUGCUCUGCUGCCUCAUCUUCUGGAUCGAGUACCCAACGAGGAAAUCGACCACCACAAUGAGGACCAGCGCAAGUCAAACCGUCAUCGAGAGCUCUUCGCACUGCAUCCUGCUUUGGAUGAGGAAGAACCCAUUGAGCGCCACUGUGUGCCUGAUGUUCCAAAAGAACAUUUUGGUCAAAGGCUUCUUGUCAAGUGCUUGUCCUUGAAGUUUGAGAUUGAAAUUGAGCCAAUAUUUGCAAGUUUGGCCUUAUAUGAUGUCAAAGAAAAGAAGAAGAUAUCGGAGAACUUUUACUUUGAUUUGAACUCUGAGCAAACGAAGGCCAUGCUGCGACCUCACAUCCCAUCUGCUGCUAUCUCCACCCUGGCCCGCUCUGCUGUCUUUUCUAUCACCUACCCUUCUCAAGACGUUUUCCUUGUUAUCAAGCUUGAGAAGGUGCUUCAGCAAGGAGACAUUGGAGAAUGUGCAGAGCCUUACAUGGUCUUUAAAGAAUCUGAUGCUGCCAAAAAUAAGGAAAAGCUUGAGAAGUUGCGCAGUCAGUCCGAACAGUUCUGCCAGCGACUAGGGCGUUAUCGGAUGCCCUUUGCCUGGACGGCCAUACACCUCAUGAACAUAGUGAACAGUGCCGGCAGCCUAGAGAGAGACACAGAGCUGGAGAUGGGGCUGUCAGAACGGAAAGGCUCUUGGUCCGAACGGAGGAACUCUAGUAUUGUGGGGCGUCGUUCGCUGGAGAGAACCACCAGCGGAGAUGAAUCAUGCAGUCUGACUAGCUUUAGACCAGCCACCCUGACGGUCACCAACUUCUUCAAACAGGAAGGAGAUCGACUAAGUGAUGAAGAUCUCUACAAGUUCCUAGCCGACAUGCGGCGCCCAUCCUCUGUGCUGCGUAGACUGAGGCCCAUUACAGCCCAGCUGAAGAUUGACAUCUCACCAGCCCCCGAGAACCCUCACUACUGCCUGACGCCUGAUCUGCUCCAAGUGAAGCCUUACCCAGACAGUCGAGUGCGGCCAACAAAAGAGAUCCUGGAGUUCCCUGCCAGGGACAUUUAUGUGCCCAACACCACUUACAGGAACCUGCUGCAUGUGAACCCACAGAGCCUGAACUUUGCUAACCGUCAAGGCUCAGCCCGUAACAUUACAGUGAAAGUACAGUUCAUGAAUGGGGAAGAUCCUAGCAAUGCUAUGCCUGUAAUCUUCGGGAAAUCCAGUUGUUCAGAGUAUUCAAAGGAGACAUAUACUGCUGUAGUCUAUCAUAAUCGAUCACCAGAUUUCCACGAUGAAGUUAAAAUCAAGCUACCAGCCUCGCUGACCGACCAUCAUCACAUCCUUUUUACUUUCUACCAUGUUAGCUGCCAACAGAAACAGAACACUCCACUGGAGACGCCUGUUGGAUACACGUGGAUUCCCAUGCUGCAAAAUGGACGCUUGAGAACAGGUCACUUCUGCCUUCCAGUAUCUCUGGAGAAACCGCCUCAGUCUUACUCUGUUCUCUCUCCUGAUGUUCCUCUUCCCGGAAUGAAAUGGGUGGAUAACCACAGAGGGGUGUUUAAUGUAGAGGUUGUGGCUGCAUCCGCCAUCCACACACAGGACCAGUAUUUAGAUAAGUUCUUUGCACUGGUGCAUGCGCUGGAUGAGCACAUGUUCCCUGUGAGGAUAGGAGACAUGCGCAUUAUGGAGAAUAAUCUGGAGGCAGAGCUGAAGUCUAGUAUAGCAGCUUUGAAUUCCUCUCAGCUGGAGCCUGUUGUGCGCUUCCUCCACCUACUGCUGGACAAACUGGUGUUGCUAAUGGUGCGGCCACCUGUCAUAGCCGGCCAGAUAGUGAAUCUUGGUCAGGCUUCUUUUGAAGUGAUGGCAUCCAUAGUGAACCGUCUACAUAAGUACUUGGACACUAGUCAAGAUAUGCAUGGGCGAAACAGCCUUCUCUCCUCAUAUAUCCACUAUGUCUUCCGCUUGCCCAACAUGGACCCCAACUCCCCAUCUCCAGGCCCUGGAGGAUUGGGCGGUUCAGUGCAUUAUGCCACCAUGGCCCGUUCUGCUGUUAGACCGGCAAGCCUCAACCUCAACCGCUCUCGUAGCCUUAGCAACAGCAACCCAGACAUCUCUGGCACUCCUACUUCCCCAGAUGAUGAAGUACGCUCCAUCAUUGGCAGCAAGGCCAUGGAGCGCAGUGGCAAUCGCAUGUCAUCGCACACUGAGAGCGCCAGUUUCUUGCAAACAUUAACAGGACGCUUGCCAACCAAAAAGCUCUUUCAUGAGGAGCUUGCCCUGCAGUGGGUGGUCAGCAGUGGCAGCGUGAGAGAGGGAGCCCUGCAACAGGCCUGGUUCUUCUUUGAGCUUAUGGUUAAGAGCAUCAUUCACCACUUGUACUUUACUGACCGCCUGCAGUCUCCCAGGAAGAACCGCUUCCCUGAGCGCUUCAUGGAUGAUAUCACCGCUCUGGUUAGCACCAUUGCAGGUGACAUCGUCUCACGUUUCCAGAAGGAUCUUGAAUUGGUGGAAAGGCUCAACACCAGCUUGGCCUUCUUCCUCAAUGACCUCCUGUCAGUCAUGGAUAGAGGCUUUGUCUUCUCUCUCAUCAAAACCUACUGGAAACAGGUGUCCACCAAGCUCUAUGCACUACAGAACCCCACUCUAGAGUCUCUGAGACUAGACUUCCUGAGGAUCGCCUGUAGCCAUGAACACUACGUCACUCUAAACCUGCCCUUCAGUCUACUUACACCCCCAGCCUCCCCCUCUCCUUCGGUCUCCUCUGCCACAUCUCAGAGUUCUGGUUUCUCUACCCAAGUGCAGGACCAAAAGAUUGCCAACAUGUUUGAGCUGUCUGUGCCCUUCAGAGAGCAGCAUUACCUUGCUGGUCUGGUUCUGACAGAGCUGGCUGUAAUACUCGACCCUGAGGCUGACGGGAUGUUUGGUCUUCAUAAGAAGGUCAUCAGCGUGGUUCAUAAUCUGCUGUCCAGUCAUGACUCAGACCCACGUUAUGCUGACCCUGAGGUCAAAGCUAGAGUUGCCCUGCUCUACCUACCACUCAUAGGCAUUGUGAUGGAAACCCUUCCCCAGCUCCAUGAUUUCACCGAAUCCCAUAAUCAGUGGGGUCGUCCUGGUGGUCCAGGUACCGAGGAGCAGGAAGCUGAGGGCAACAGUAUGAUUAGCCAGACUGUUGCCAUGGCAAUUGCAGGGACCUCUGUGCCACAGAUGUCACGGCCUAGUAGUUUUCUGCUCAAUCCACAGGCCACCCGUCAGCAUGGCUCGUUCUCAGCUGAGUCCAGUCGUAGUCUGCUCAUCUGUCUGCUGUGGGUGCUGAAGAAUGCAGAUGAGAUGGUGCUUCAGAAAUGGUUCACUGACCUGUCUGUCUCUCAGCUCAAUCGUCUGUUGGAUCUGCUCUACCUCUGUGUCUCCUGCUUCGAAUACAAGGGCAAAAAGGCAUUUGAACGUAUGAACAAGAGAAGUCCAUCAGGCAGUGCUUUUGGCAGCCAGGAGAACCUGCGCUGGAGAAAAGACAUGACUCAUUGGCGUCAGACCAGCGAAAAGAUGGACAAGACCAGGGCUGAGCUGGAGCAUGAAGCAAUUAUUGAUGGCAACCUGGCAACUGAAGCUAAUCUCAUCAUAUUGGAUACGCUAGAAAUAAUAGUUCAGACGGUGUCAGUGACGGAGUCCAAAGAAAGCAUUCUGGGAGGGGUUCUGAAGGUCCUGCUACACAGCAUGGCAUGUAAUCAAAGUGCCCUAUAUUUGCAACACUGCUUCGCUACACAGAGAGCUCUCGUGUCAAAGUUUCCAGAGCUGCUGUUUGAGGAGGAGACCGAGCAGUGUGCUGACCUGUGCCUGCGGCUCCUGAGGAAUUGUAGCAGUAGCAUCAGCACCAUCAGAGCCCACGCCAGCGCCUCCCUCUACCUCCUCAUGAGACAGAACUUUGAGAUUGGAAAUAACUUUGCACGAGUGAAAAUGCAGGUGACCAUGUCUCUUUCGUCUCUGGUGGGUACAUCCCAGAACUUCAAUGAGGAGUUUCUGCGGCGUUCACUCAAGACCAUCCUCACAUAUGCAGAAGAGGACCUAGAGCUCAGAGAAACCACCUUUCCUGACCAGGUUCAAGAUCUGGUGUUUAACCUUCACAUGAUUCUUUCGGACACAGUAAAAAUGAAGGAACAUCAAGAAGAUCCAGAGAUGCUAAUUGAUCUGAUGUACAGGAUUGCUAAGGGCUACCAGACAUCCCCAGAUCUACGACUGACCUGGCUGCAAAAUAUGGCCGGGAAGCACUCGGAGAGGAAUAAUCAUGCAGAGGCAGCCCAGUGCUUAGUACACAGCGCUGCCCUGGUGGCUGAGUACCUCAGCAUGCUGGAGGACCGCAAGUACCUGCCUGUGGGCUGUGUCACCUUUCAGAACAUUUCCUCUAAUGUGCUGGAAGAAUCUGCUGUGUCAGAUGACGUGGUGUCCCCAGACGAGGAGGGCAUCUGCUCUGGGAAGUACUUCACUGAGGCAGGCUUAGUUGGGUUGCUGGAACAGGCUGCAGCCUCCUUUUCUAUGGCUGGUUUGUAUGAAGCAGUGAACGAAGUCUACAAAGUGCUCAUUCCUGUUCACGAGGCCAACAGGGAUGCAAAGAAGCUAGCCACUAUUCAUGGUAAACUUCAGGAAGCCUUUGGCAAAAUUGUACACCAGAGCACAGGCUGGGAGCGGAUGUUUGGCACCUAUUUCAGAGUUGGAUUUUACGGUUCUAAAUUUGGUGACUUGGAUGAGCAGGAGUUUGUCUACAAAGAGCCAGCCAUCACCAAACUGGCAGAAAUCUCACAUCGGCUUGAGAGUUUCUAUGGUGAAAGGUUUGGUGAGGACCAAGUGGAAGUCAUUAAAGAUUCCAAUCCAGUCGACAAGUGUAAAUUGGACCCAAAUAAGGCCUUCAUUCAGAUCACAUAUGUUGAACCAUAUUUUGACACUUAUGAAAUGAAGGACCGCAUCACGUACUUCGACAAGAAUUACAACCUGCGCCGCUUCGUCUACUGCACGCCGUUCACACUCGAUGGAAGAGCUCACGGUGACCUGCAUGAACAGUUCAAACGAAAGACCAAUCUCACUACCUCCCACGCUUUCCCCUACAUCAAAACCCGCAUCAACAUCAUCCACAAAGAGGAGAUCAUCUCCACGCCAAUUGAAGUAGCCAUUGAGGAUAUGCAGAAGAAGACACAGGAGCUGGCUUUUGCAACUCAUCAGGACCCAUCUGAUGCCAAAAUGUUACAGAUGGUUCUGCAGGGGUCUGUUGGCACCACUGUUAACCAGGGCCCUCUCGAGGUGGCCCAGGUGUUUCUGUCUGAGAUCCCUAGCGAUCCUAAACUCUACAGGCACCAUAAUAAACUACGACUGUGCUUCAAAGACUUCACAAAGAGAUGUGAAGAUUCCCUUCGCAAAAAUAAGAGUCUGAUUGGUCCAGACCAGAAAGAGUAUCAGAGGGAGCUGGAGAGGAACUACCACAGAUUGAAAGAAGCUCUGCAGCCUCUCAUUAACAGGAAGAUCCCACAACUCUACAAACCUGUGUUACAGGUCAACUCACACAGAGACUCUUUUAGCAGAAUGAGCCUUCGCAAGCUAGACGUGUGAAGACAGAAGAAAUAAAAAGAACAAAUGCAGUUUUAUUUAUUUGUAUAUAUCAAUCCUCCUCACAAUAUCAGUGUUUCUGCCAUAAAGUAAAAAAAAAAAAA
Molecule: messenger RNA, 6339 nt
Organism: Sinocyclocheilus rhinocerous
Lineage: Eukaryota; Metazoa; Chordata; Actinopteri; Cypriniformes; Cyprinidae
Product: dedicator of cytokinesis protein 7-like
Exons: 49
Coding region: 53-6238 (2061 amino acids)
Biological process (GO): axonogenesis; small GTPase-mediated signal transduction; positive regulation of GTPase activity
Molecular function (GO): guanyl-nucleotide exchange factor activity
Source: RefSeq, a predicted model, not a curated record